AUGUCAUCCGUUGGUGACGAACGCGGAUUCAGCCUCGCGUUCUUGCGGCGCGAGCUAGGGCUCGACAGCGGUGAACGCAUCGGGCUGGAGCUCCCGUGGUACGCCGUUGCCUGUUUGGAGCAGCAAGUGCGCCUGCGUAGGGUCGUCGCUAUUCGGAGCUCGCUUGUGGGAUCUGACGACGGCGGUCCGUCGUCGGAGGUGGCUAGCCACUGUGCCGUGUGCAUGGAGGAGGCAGAGGAGUACGCUGACAUCUACCACAAUCGGCUUCUUGGGCAAUUCGAACACUUGCCGCUUCGCAUCCAAUGGCUGAUGCACCGUUACGGCCUCGUCGAGAUCCGCUCCACGGGGCUCCCACGGUGGGCUGGCGCUGGGUAUGCCAUGAAGAUCAACGAUGACGACGAAUCCAGCUGGUUCUGUCCCUACAAACCGUACAAACACGGUUCCGCAUGGGCAGCAGAUUUGAGCCUCGGGACGAGCGGGAUGGAGCAGUUCAAUGCACGAUUCUGCGUGACAGCAGAAGAUUUACUUGAGGAGCGAAACGUCGAUUGGAGGCAGGAGUUGCUGGAGCUGGAUCCGAAGCGGUGCUCGAGCUGCAUGGCCCGCUUGGCAGUCAAUCGCAUGAGCAAAUGCUCGCGAUGCAAGGCGGUGCGCUACUGCUCUCGAGAAUGCCAGAAGCGGGACUGGGCAUACCACAAGAAGUACUGCAACGCUGUGGCAUGA
Emiliania huxleyi CCMP1516 is the source of this 720-nucleotide messenger RNA. RefSeq lists its product as hypothetical. The record is from RefSeq and is a predicted model, not a curated record. Lineage: Eukaryota; Haptophyta; Isochrysidales; Noelaerhabdaceae. The coding region runs from base 1 to 720 and encodes 239 amino acids. The transcript has a single exon.